Carya illinoinensis is the source of this 525-nucleotide messenger RNA. RefSeq names its product probable serine/threonine-protein kinase PIX13. The transcript has 4 exons. The coding region runs from base 1 to 525 and encodes 174 amino acids. The record is from RefSeq and is a predicted model, not a curated record. NCBI's taxonomy places the organism in Eukaryota, Viridiplantae, Streptophyta, Magnoliopsida, Fagales, Juglandaceae.
AUGGGGUGUGUUUAUUUGACAUCAAGCAGCGAGAACAUAGGGUCAUCAGCGGCAAGCAGCAGUACUGGGAAGGGUCAAUUUUCAGAGGGAGAAAGUGGGAGCAUCGACGAGUCAUAUCCUAAUGGGCAAGUCUUGGGAAUACCCAACUUGAAAAAAUUUAGAUUUGCGGAUUUCAUGACUGCCACUAAGAAUUUCGAGUCAGAUACUUUGUUGGGCAAGGAAGGCUUUGGGAAAGGUGCUGGAGUGGGGGUUUCUAUCAAGAAAUCGAACCCAGAAAGUUUGCAAGGUUUCCAAGAGUGGCAGCAUACACAGGAAAUUGAGGUUCCACUUUGCUUCACAUGCUCUGUUGCAAUUGAACCCAAAUACACCAAUGAAGGGAAAGAUAUGUGGUUUUUCAGCUAUUGGAGCAGCCGAUCAGGUUGGGGCAUGGAUUACUUGCACACUUCUGAAAAGAAAGCCAUAUACAGAGAUUUUAAGGUCUCAGAUAUCCUGCUUGAUGGCCCGAUGAUGUUUGUAUUUCUUUAA